Vespa crabro (European hornet) is the source of this 3179-nucleotide messenger RNA. RefSeq lists its product as uncharacterized. The record is from RefSeq and is a predicted model, not a curated record. Lineage: Eukaryota; Metazoa; Arthropoda; Insecta; Hymenoptera; Vespidae. Gene Ontology annotation, molecular function: L-ascorbic acid binding; ferrous iron binding; peptidyl-proline 4-dioxygenase activity. Gene Ontology annotation, cellular component: cytoplasm; nucleus. Gene Ontology annotation, biological process: peptidyl-proline hydroxylation to 4-hydroxy-L-proline; cellular response to hypoxia. The transcript is spliced from 5 exons. The coding region runs from base 175 to 1686 and encodes 503 amino acids.
UCUCCUUCCCACUAAGGUAGUAGAUGUACGCCAGUACUGCGGUAUUCCGAUAGCGCGCGCGUUAUUCCUCACGCGGAGAAGGAGAAGGAGAGACGGGUGCGUGUGUGACUUCUCACAUCGAAGAAAUGUCGUCGAUAGUAGCGGCACUUGUAGCAACGAAAUAAACGGUGAAACAUGUCCGGUCCGAUGGUCAGUCGUUCGCAGACAGCCGACGGCGUUGAUUUUAGAUCUUCGAUGCAAACGAUACGUUGCGUCCUUUGCGAAAAGACCGACAAGCUGUCAAGGUGUUCCAGAUGCAAAUCAGUUUUCUAUUGCACGAAGGAACAUCAAAGGCGUGAUUGGAAACGUCACAAAGAAUUUUGUGGAAUCCGUGCAACAUGGCCAAAUGAUUCUUCGCUCGUUGUACUUUCCACAAAUGAUACGGAUGAGAGUCAUACUUCUGCUGUGACGGCCGAUCAUUCCUCUUCGAGAAAACGUUGCACUAAGAACACACGACCGUUUCCUAACCUAACCGACCAAACUCAACUAACCAGCAAAGUCUUCGCUGAACUAGUCGGUGAUCGUGCUGUACGAGAAAAGCGCGACGACAAGGAUUUUUCACGUUCUUAUCCUUUGAAACUGAUUCGAGAUUCUAAUAAUCGAUCUGAGAACUUAGUCUAUUCAAAAUACGAAGAUCAAAAUUUUAAGAAAAAACAAAACGGGGAUAAAUCGAAGAGCAGCUUGAUUGUAAAAGCUGAUGGUUGGACUUCUCCUAUAACUUACGAAGGUAGUUCAGAAGAUACGAUUUUGGGAGCUAGAGCGGAAUUAUUGAAUCCUGCCUUAGAAAGUUCUACAAUUCUUGGUAGUUUGCAAGAUUCAGAAUUAGAUAUGCCGACGCAUCAUAAUGGCAUAAAAAAUUUCCCAGAUGUUCAACUUCGUGAGGAAGACCUUUUACCCCCUUUUUUGCAUAGAAAUAAGAACAAUUUAGAGGAACUGAUAGGCGAAAUUUGUAGAAAUGUGAUCAGAGACAUGAAUGAAUAUGGUGUGUGCGUGGUAGACAAUUUUUUGGGUGCUGAUAAGGGCCUUGCGGUGCUAAAAGAAGUUUUAAAUAUGUAUAGUGCUGGGUUAUUUAAGGAUGGACAAUUGGUUUCCAAUAAGGCUAGUGCAAACGAUUUAAAAACAAUUCGAGGUGAUCAGAUAACAUGGCUGGAUGGAAAAGAAAAGCCAUGUCAAAAUAUAGGCAUGCUAAUAUCUCAAGUUGAUGCUAUUAUCAUGAGGGCAAACAAAAUGCACAAUAAUGGCAAGAUGGGAAGCUAUACGAUCAAUGGCAGAACAAAGGCAAUGGUAGCUUGCUACCCUGGUCACGGUUCGCAUUACGUGAAGCAUGUGGAUAAUCCUAACCGGGAUGGACGAUGCAUCACUGCGAUUUACUAUCUAAAUCAAGAUUGGGACAUUAAGAAAAAUGGAGGCCUUUUAAGGAUAUUUCCAGAAGGUUGGCGCGACCAAGUAGCCGAUAUCGAACCUCUAUUUGAUAGAAUACUCUUUUUCUGGUCAGACAGAAGAAAUCCUCACGAAGUACAGCCGGCAUACAAAACGAGAUACGCAAUCACAUUAUGGUACUUCGAUGCCGAAGAAAGGAACCAAGCUUGUAGAAGGUAUCAAAGGGAAAGAGAAUUAUUACAUGCAAAAGCGGCGGAGAGUUCAUGAGACGCAAAGUCUGAAGGACCUUUAGACCGUCCGUCGACUGAAAUUCUAACUUUAAUAGCUGAACUUACACACCUGUACAUAGUUACAUAUGAAAAGAAAGCAUUGGUACAUAAAACGUAUUAUUAUGUAUUAAGUAUAUAUAUAUAUAUAUAUAUAUAUAUAUAUAUAUAUAUAUAUAUAUGGAGUGGCUAUAUAUAUAGCCGAUAAAUUUUGCGGGAGGAAUUGAAUAGUGUAUAAAAGAAAAACAAUACGAAAGGCAAAGGAUAACGAAAACUUAAGGCUUAUCACGCGUGAAAAUGUGCAAUAGACGUAAGAACGUUCCUUUUUUACAAAUGAUACUGUAACAUAUAUAGAUUAUAGGUAUAUAUAUGUAUACACAUUCGACGUUCUAAACGCAUAUAUCUCUGCAGUUCUUACAUCGUUAAAAUAAUUUUUAAUCACAUUUUCUUCUUCUUCUUCUUCUUCUUCUUUUUUUUUUCAACGUGAUUUUAAUGCUCAAAAUCUUCUCACCAAAUAUUUCAAAUAACAACUUUAAUAUCUGUUUCGUUGUUAUUUAAAGAAUAAUUAUUUCUUCCUUUCAUUCUUUUAUCUUAAUUUUAUGCGAAUACUUUAACACGAAUAAGUAUUGAAUUCUUUGUCCUUGGUAAAAUUGAAAAAAAUAUAGCUUUGUCAUAUCGUUCUAAUAUAAUUUAAGUGAUCUAAGCUCCAUUUGAUUCUUACAUAUGGACAAUUAUAUUUAUAUAAUUAUGAUGAAACAAUACGCAUAUACAAGUGAAAAAUAUCGUUGAAUGAUUUUCCAUUUGUACUGUGUAAUCUCAUGUGACAUUAUUGUUUCUUUUUUUUUUUUUUUAUUUUUUUUUUUUUUUUUAAUCAUAAAAUUGCAUAUUUCUAAAUAAAGACGCCACGAUUGAUUUACCAAGAAUCAUUCAUGAUUCCAGUACGAAAAAUUGAGGAAUAUCAAGGCCCAAUUUGUACUUGUAAUAUUGUUAUAUAUAUACUGUGAAGUUGUAGGAGCACUGUGUUUAAUAUUGUAUGUAUCUAUUUAUAUAAAUCAAUAAUGAAAACAAAAAAUUAGUACGUAUCGUUUACGUCCUCUGGAAACAUUUUCGCACGUAAGAUUAUUCUAUUAGUCCAGAACUUAUUAUUAUUAUUAUCGAUAAAUGAAGAGCAUUAGGAGAGUUUUAAAAAAAGUAUAUAUUACGUUUCAUAAUGUUAAACUUAUCUCUGAUGUAUCCAAAUCGUUAGUAAACAUUAAUAAGUUAUUUUCUAAAUACUCCUUCGUAUUGUAUUAUUGGAUACAGAGGACCCAAAAAUGUACCCCCGGUAUUCUCGAUAAGUUAUUUCCGAUGUUUGUUUUAUUUAAUUUUACAUACAUAUAAUCGACGUUAAUAUUUGUUGUAAUUUAAGUUAUGAAAUAGACAAAAAUUUAUCAAGUAUUGUAAAAUGACGUGAUUUUGUUAUUUAGAAAAUUAAUAAAUGCCUAACAAAAUGUA